AUGGACCCAAUGAAUAGAAGUCCUGCUCUGAAUCCAUCCUCUACCCCCUUCUUUCCCGGUGGAUUGCUGGCCAACGAGGAGGAGGGCAGGAGAUCCGGCCUCGGAUUCAGGAUGCAGUCGAACAGAGAACAGCACUACAGCACCUCAUCCUCCCUCUCCAUCUCGCCGUCCGACUAUCGCUCCAUUCGGUCCUCUCCCAGUCCGUUCCCGGAUGAGCGCGAGCGCAAGGCAGACUCUGCGCAACAACAGUACAACGUGCCGACUGAGGAGACGCGUAAUUCACCCGCGGGUGGGAACCUGGAGACGGAUAGGACGUUUACUGUGACUCUGAACGAGAGGCGAGUGUCGCGAAGCAUGUCUGGCAACUCGGAUGGUACGCAGGAGGAGGGGUUGACACCAGGGCCGACAUCAUCAAACGGGCAGCUUUCGGCAGGCUCGUCCUUCUACACCAGCUUCCUCGGACGCGGGCGGGAUCGUCUCAACACACCACCUGUGUUAGUCGAGAGCGGCCCGCCCAAGGCCACUCCGUUCGUGCCGUUCGUGGCUUCGUCUUCGCCGGCUUCCUCUCUUGACUCCGGAAGCCACUUCGCGUCGAGCGCCGAUCUAUCGACCAGUUUUGAUGCGCAGCUCAGGGCGUCGCCCUUCAUGUCUGAGAUGCUGGACCGCCUCUUACGCUACGAAUACACGACGCGCGAGAUACAGCGGGAUUUGACGGAUGUGCAUCGGAAGGUCGAGUUGCUGGUCGAACGGACAACAACCCAAAAUGGCACGCCCGAGUUUGGCAACCCGUUCGCCCCCAAUGCCAAUGGUCCACAGACUCUCUUCUCAUCCGGGAACGGACCUCGCGCAUCGAUGAGCACGAACAUCGCUCCGAACCAGAACCCGCCGUCGGACGAUAUCACGCAAAUCUCGAGCCGCCUCAACACGUUGACUACGUCCGUCGGUCAACUGUUGGCGCUCCAGACGCAGCAAAUGCAGGUCGUAACCUCUGGUCUCGGUGUCAACUCCGGUCUUCCGAACCCAAUGCUUGGCGCAGGAUUACCGCAAGGAGACCUGAGUUCCAACCAGGCGAACGCGCCUCUUAUGCAAACGAACUCGGUGCUAGGUAAUGGAUUGCCGAAUCGUCCGGAUAUACGGGGCAAUGGGCGCGUACCGAAUCCUCCGAUGCGGACAUGGUCCGCGGGGAACCUCGACAUUCCGAUGCGCCCUACGGACCCAUCCACGGGACCGCUUGGGCGUCAGGACUCGAUCCUCCGUGUUGACAAGCGUCGAUCUGUGUCAGGCCUCAUGCGGCGUGACUCGGCUGGGGGUGAAAGUCUGGCGAGCGUAGCGACAUCUAGAGACGGCGGACCAAUCAUUACGAAAUGGGAGCAGCUGAACCUUGCUCCUGACCUGCUGCGAUCGCUCAAUACCUUUGGUGUUGGACCACCGAACAAGAUCCAGCAACGUGCUCUACCCUUCCUUCUCCGCGGUUCCGACAUCAUUGCUCAGGCUCCCCCCACACAGGAGAGAAUUGCGGCGUACGUAAUUCCGGCCAUUCAUAUCGCCUUGACGAACUGGAACCCUCGCACUGUCCUUCGCGGCCCGAUUGUCGUCAUGAUCUCGACGACAGUUGACCAAGCUACGCAAGCUCAACGUAUGAUUCGCGACCUCGGCGGUCCGAUCGGCAUCAAGUCAGCAUUGGGCGUCGGGGCUACGGGUGCCGGUACUGACCUCAGUCAGGAGCUCCGUAUCCUGCAGCAGAACAUGCCUCAUAUCAUCUGCGGCACGCCCCAGAAACUCCAUGCUCUCUUCACGAGUCCUGGAGGAUUGUCUGGGUCGGAGGUCCGCUUCCUGGUGCUCGAUGAAGUCGAUCAGCUCAUAGCGCGCAAUCUCCAUGAGUUCGUUUUCAACAUCAUCAAGCAACUACCCCCUCCGCGUUCUCGUGCUCUUACGGGCGGCCCUGGUACGCCGGCUACCACUCCUAGCUCCGGGACCCAAACGGCGUUUGCGGCGUUCGAAUCCGGUGGUGGUUCGUCGCUGUCUGCCAACUUCCCUAACUCGAACAGACGGCUGUCUGCCAUUGGGAUGCGCUCAUCACCACCGAUCGAGCUGAAUGGAAGUCUGGGAGCGGGGAUAGAGCGGCAGACGGCGCUAUUCUCAAACACCGUGCCCCAAGACGUCCUCAAUCUGGCGUCGGCCAUUCAACUGCGGGAACCUGUCAGAGUGCUUGUACGCCGCGACGGCAACGUCACUCACGCUGACACUAGUCAGGGUGCGCGGGGCUUGAGGCAGUUCUACUUGUAUCUUGCGUUCACUGCCAGUGGUCGUUCUGAUGCCCCUCUACCGGCCGGUGGUCUGGGCAUCAUUGGUUCCGGUCGGGGUGCCACGAGCGCCGAGACCGCACAAGCUAGGGAAUGGAAGCUGGACGCGCUGACAGAUUUGUUCGAUGAUCUGGAGAUCCCUCAGGCCAUCGUUCAUGUCGGUGGUAUGACCGCAUUGGACGCAGUUGUCUACAAGCUGGCAAGCAGGGGUCUGGAGGCAGUCCCUCUCCAUGGCGACAUGAAUGCUGGAGCCAAACUAGCCGCCUUGAACAAAUUUCGGAGCCCGCCCACCGGACUCAUGCGGCAGCCUACCACGAAGGUUCUGGUCGUGUACGACGUGCAGGUCAAAACGCCUGAAGUCUCGCAGAUCCCUCUCAUCAUUAACUAUGACUUGCCAAAAGCUGUUGAAGAAUACGCACAUCGUGUUGCACCCGCUAUUGCACCUAGCUACUCUCGCGCAGGCGUUGUCGUAAACUUCGUCACUGCUACAGGGGGCGAUGUAGAAAUGCUGCGCUCCAUAGAGUGCUUCUACAAGAUUAAAUGCGUAAGUAUCUCUUAG
Molecule: messenger RNA, 2862 nt
Organism: Rhodofomes roseus
Lineage: Eukaryota; Fungi; Basidiomycota; Agaricomycetes; Polyporales; Fomitopsidaceae
Exons: 6
Coding region: 1-2862 (953 amino acids)
Biological process (GO): cytoplasmic translational initiation
Cellular component (GO): cytoplasmic stress granule
Molecular function (GO): translation initiation factor activity; ATP binding
Source: RefSeq, a predicted model, not a curated record